Messenger RNA from Chaetomium fimeti, 844 nucleotides. RefSeq lists its product as uncharacterized. The coding region runs from base 117 to 641 and encodes 174 amino acids. The transcript has a single exon. Lineage: Eukaryota; Fungi; Ascomycota; Sordariomycetes; Sordariales; Chaetomiaceae. The record is from RefSeq and is a predicted model, not a curated record.
UGUUGUGGUUGUGAGGUUGUGUGGGUGGUGGUUUAAGUUGCGGACGGUAGAGGACGGGUCGUUGUGUGAUGGUGGGUAUGACGACAAGCUGCACCGUGUAGCCGAUAGAAGUUGAGAUGGGUGACUGUCUACUGAAAUCAGAAUGCUCGGGUCAGAAUGGAAAACGUCUGGGGUGCAGACGGGUGGCAUGGCCUCCUAUUUACCCUAAUUGCAAGACCAUGUUGAUCCUGACCCCCAUCCCCGGUCAGCAUCGACCUAGCCCGGGAGCACGCCGUCCGCAUCGACGGCCGUCUGUCAGAUCCAUAUUGCACCGGGAAUCCGCCCGUCUCGUCGCUGCACGAUGCGCUCGGCAUCGCAUGGCGGUCUUGUUUCCCGCGGCGUCAACCCUGGUCCCCGGGAUACCGAGACGCGGUUGUAUAGUGUCUCAUUGGUGGUUUUCUCUUCCUUGUUGUAAAUCGAAACAUGAAUUCUGCAUCUUCAUCCAGGCCGUUUGCGAAUCCGCUGAUUCAGGAACCAAACCCGAAGGAACGUGCAGAUCUCUUCCUCAGUGCUCUCGCCAUUCCAUCUUCCGUGGUCGGACAAUGGGGAAAUUCCCAAAGCCGAUCAUGUGGAGGAGGAGGGUCUGGAAAUUUCGGGACUAACCGUUGCGGUACUUCUGCCGUUUCUGGUUUGCUGCCGUGCUGCCAUGGCCGCCGAGUCUGAUCCCAUACGUAAAGCACUGCCUUUCCGGAUAAAACAAGGCACUCGUCCCCGAGAAAGCUCUCCCAAAGUGUGGAUCGAAUGGCUUGGGACGUUUGCCGAGAGUGUGGGGUGCGUUUCAUCUAUCUGAUGUUGAAGACCGCUC